AUGGCUCAGUUCUUGCGAGGCAAGCAAGCAGGUAUUCAGAAGGACCUGUCUGAGGGCUUGUCCCCAGACUUGUUCCUCCUUGACGACUUCGCUCGGUGUGGUAUAAACUCACAGAUUAGUGCUAUCGCAUACGACCCUGUUCAAUCGCUCCUCGCCGUCGGUACCAGUGAUACCCAGUUUGGAAGCGGGCAGAUCUAUGUCUUUGGACAACGGCGGGUGUCGGUGGUCUUUGAAUUCCCGCGCAAAGCGUCCGCGCGGUUCCUCCAAUUUUGCGGUAGCAAGCUUGUGAGCAUUGAUUCCAAGAAUGAAGUCAGUGUCUAUUCUUUGGAGGCUGGGCGCAUGGUCGUGUCCUAUGCGCCUCCAGGCCAACCUACAGCCCUGUUAACGGACCCGAGCUUGGACUAUGCGUUUAUCGGUCUAUCGAACGGUGAUAUUAUUGCAUACGAUCUGGACCGAGAGUCUAUGACGCCCUUCAAAAUCCCUAACUUAUGGCUGGAACGCAACGCUCGCGCGCGAUUCUCUCCAGUUGUGUCGUUAGCAUUUUCCACCCGAGACAUUGGCAAGAUCUUAGUGGGAUAUCCGGAGGGAGCAGUUACAUUUUCCUUCAAGCAGAAUCUUGCACAAAAGUUCUUCGUCUAUGAGAUUCCUCCUGGGGCCCCGGGUGGAGAUUCAAUGCCAUCCAGGGACGUGCGCAGACCCAAAUUGACCAACGCGAUCUGGCAUCCGAAUGGAAUCUUCAUUCUCACGAUCCAUGAGGAUUCAAGUCUGGUCCUUUGGGAUACGAAGGACGGCCGCAAGCUUCAUGCUCGGACAACUCAAACUCCCAACGUUGACAACCCUGAUGCCUCCAGACCUGGUUCGCCGGCAGAGCCUCCUGGGCCCAGGGAGCCUAUCACAAAGGUAGCUUGGUGUGCCAAAGGCAACCCGGAUGAUACUGGUCUAUUGGUAGCUGGUGGUCGGCCAGUUGGUGACCAGAGCAAAGGCCUCGUCUUUUUGGACAUGGGCCCAACUCCUAAUUAUCAGACUUCUUCAUGGCAGAUCCUGUCGAGCUACUUUGAGCGCCCACGGCGCGAGAUGAAGCUUGCUGUUCCGCCCGGAGCUAAGGUAGUUGAAUUUUGUCUUAUUCCUCGGGCAUCGCCCUACUUCAAUGGUGCUCAAGAUCCCAUUGCCCUCCUUGCUGUGCUAUCCUCGGGCGAACUUCUUACUCUGAGUUUCCCCAGUGGACACGCAAUUACUCCAACCAACAUGCUUCACCCCUUCCUCACUCUCGUUCAUCCAUUUGUGAAUAAAGCAGUGCUUACUCCUGUUGAUCGCUCUGUCUGGCUCGGUCUGAAAGAACGCCGUUCGCAGGGCCCUAAAUUUGCAAUGGGAGGCGCGGAAGCAAAGAACCCUCUCAAACGCUUUGAAAACCGCAAUGUUGUCUCCACUGCCCAUGCAGAUGGCACCGUUCGAGUUUGGGAUUGUGGACAUGACGACGAAAUUGAAAACGGCGAUGUGAUUCAGGUUGAUCUUGCUCGUGCCGUUGGCCGAGUGAACAACAUCGAAGUGACGGAUAUGUCUUUUGCAAGUGGAGCUGGCGAGAUGUCUAUUGGUCUCAAGUCCGGCGAGACCGUUAUCUUCCGAUGGGGCAAUAACGCCUCGUAUGGACAUGAGGAAGCUCCCGGUGCUAAUCAAGGGCCUGGGAAGAUGACUCCAAUCACCCAGCGGACAGACCCAGGCCUUAAGACAGGACUACUUCCUCUUACUAUGUUGGAUAUGCAACAGGGUCCAGUGACCGCGUUGAAGCACGGCUUAGUUGGAUUCGUAGCCGCUGGUUUCGAAGGUGGUGGUCUAGCGAUAAUUGAUCUACGAGGCCCGGCAGUUAUUCACACGGCGCAUCUGUCCGAGUUCAUCAAAGCACCGAAGCGGAGCAGUUUUGUCCGCAAGAGAAGUGGCUCGGAAGAUGCUGCUCCCGAAUGGCCCACUCACAUUGAAUUUGGCGUGAUGACCCUGGAAGGCGAAGACUACUCUAGCAUUUGCUGCUUUGUCGGCACGAGCCGAGGGAAUGUGGCAACAUUUAAGAUCCUCCCCAGCCCCAAUGGCACCUAUACAGCGGCUUUCGCUGGAGCAUCAACUGUCGAUGACAAAGUGAUCAACAUCAUUCCCAUUGAUGUCGACUCAGGCGGUCUUGCUUUGGCUACACCAAGUGUGGUUGGCAGCUUGAGAAGUGGCACCAAGGUCAAUGGAGCUGUAAUUGCUGUGACAACUGGUGGCUGCCGUAUCUUCAAGCCACCAACAUCGAAGGGUGCCCAUAAAGCAUGGGAAGACUACAUUUGUGACUCGGCACAGGUCGUCAAAACCGAAGGACGGGGCUACAGUUUGGUUGGCCUAUUCGGCGAUGGCAAUGCCCGCGCAUUCUCAAUUCCUGGCCUCCGAGAAAUCGGAUGCACCAAAGUCAACCAUAUUGCGGACAUGCGACGUCUCUCUGAAGCAUGCAUUACCCCAACUGGACAUAUCAUGACAUGGGUUGGUCCUUCAGAACUCGGGCUGUUUAGUGUCUGGGGAGGUGGAAACACAUUACACCCCUCAAAAGACCGUCUCUGGAAUCCUGAGGCUGUUCUCCCCCAGCGUCCCACCAUCACAAACAUGCAAUGGAUUUCCGGAACACAAUACGUCUCACCGGCAGACAUGGAUAUAUUGAUCGGUGGCCCAGACCGACCACCAUCAAAGCAAAUGAUCGAACAAAUGAAGCACGAAGAACAAGAACGCCGACAAGCCCUAAGAGAAGGGCGAGCCCCACCGCCAUCCGAACAGAGCGGCAGUCAAGAAGGCUAUUGGUCUUACAUGUCACGUCAAGUCCAAGAACGCACAGAGCGACUAGGGGUAGUCGGCGACAGCAUGGAUAGACUUGAAGAGAACAGCAGCAACUUCGCUAGCGACGUUGGCAAAUACGUACAGUCCCAAAAGAGGAAGGCUGUCUUUGGCGGUAAGUCGAUCUUUGAUGGAGCCCGUCGGCCUGAGUGUUCACCCCCUUACUUGCUUGAUGCUGACCGGUUCUUUUUGUAG
This is a messenger RNA of Penicillium antarcticum, 3045 nucleotides long. RefSeq lists its product as uncharacterized. Bases 1 to 3045 code for a protein of 1014 amino acids. Gene Ontology annotation, molecular function: myosin II binding; syntaxin binding; GTPase activator activity. The transcript is spliced from 6 exons. The record is from RefSeq and is a predicted model, not a curated record. Gene Ontology annotation, biological process: regulation of exocytosis; establishment of cell polarity; regulation of protein secretion. Gene Ontology annotation, cellular component: plasma membrane; cytoplasm. NCBI's taxonomy places the organism in Eukaryota, Fungi, Ascomycota, Eurotiomycetes, Eurotiales, Aspergillaceae.